AGCCCGCCCGCGGGGCCCCCGGGCCAGGCCCCCCCCCCCCCGCGGGGCCCCCGCGGCGCGCCCGACCCGCUCCCGGCCACUCGGCCCCCCCCUGGCGGCCAUGGUCGGCGGCGCGGCGCGGCCCCGCUAGAGGAGCGAGCCCGGGCCUCUCGGCCGCGGCGCCGAUGGCGUCGCGCUCGGGCAGGGAGCGGAGGGCCUCGCGCCAGGAUGGCGGCGAGCUGCACGGGGAGCCGCAGCCCGACGCCGGGGCCCGGCGCGAGGAGGGCGAGCAGCCCGACGCGCGCCUCUGCCUGGAGCGGGCGCUGCUGCCGCCAGGCAUGACCUUCGUUCGAGCCGGCGCGUCCGUCAUAUUCUUCUUCAUGCUGUACGGCUUCGUGUUCUCAGCAUGGUACGUUGCCGUAGGCCCCCUGACUCCACACAUUGCCCUUGUCCCGCCGGACGAGGCGGGGCAGGAGGAGGAGGAGCAGAAGGAGAACCGUAAUAGUUUGUUUACGUGUCCCGCAGUCCCACCAGCCCAUCCAGGAACGAUGCUUCGG
This is a messenger RNA of Prorocentrum cordatum, 536 nucleotides long. Lineage: Eukaryota; Dinophyceae; Prorocentrales; Prorocentraceae. The record is from the annotation of a GenBank genome assembly.